This is a messenger RNA of Dictyostelium discoideum AX4, 1389 nucleotides long. RefSeq lists its product as hypothetical. The transcript has 2 exons. Bases 1 to 1389 code for a protein of 462 amino acids. The record is from RefSeq and is a predicted model, not a curated record. Lineage: Eukaryota; Evosea; Eumycetozoa; Dictyosteliales; Dictyosteliaceae.
AUGACACAAAAAGAUAAAAGAUCAAAUAGAAGAAGAGUUUCUUGUGGAUUCCACCAUAAAAGACAUCAAGCAUGUCCAGAUAAUUGUGAAGGUAGAAUUUCUCAUCCACCUGAUGUACAUCCACCAGUUCAAGAUAAAUUUACAGUAGGUUGCACUGAAUGUAAAAGUUUUUUCCAAGAAAAGUUGUUUAGUCAAACUACUUUAUCUGGUAAACCUUUAAGUCAAAUUAUUGCAACAAAUAAUAAUAAUAAUACAAAUAGUAAUAAUACAAAUAAUACAAAUAAUAAUAAUAAUAAUAAUAAUAAUAAUAAUAAUAAUAAUAAUAAUAAUAAUACAAAUAAUAAUGACGAUAAUAAUAAUUUACCAACUCAAGUAAAUAAAAAAAAGAGAACUACAACUCAACCAAUAAAUAUUAAAAAAAUUGAAAAAUCAAUUCCAUUUGAAGUAAAUUUCAUAUCUUCAUCAACACCAUCAUCAAGUAAUACAUCACCAUCAAUGUCUCCACCAACUUAUCAACAAAGUGAUAAUAGCUCUGCCAUUGUUCCAUCUUUUACUUUAAGUUCAAAUAUUGUACAAACCUUUUCAUCUGCUAAUCCUUUAUCCUCAUCUGGUGAAACUAAAAAAAGAAAAUUCUCUUAUGACGGCAACAGCAGUGGCAGUGAUACAGAAGAAUUUACCUCAAGAUCGUCAUCUUUCUCUAGAUCUUCAUCUCCUUUAUCUCUUUCAUGUGUUCCAAGUCCUUCAAAUUCUUCACCAAUUGCUUCUCCUCAAUUAACCGUUCCAUCAACUCCAUUACUUACCAGUGUUAAUGGUAGUCGUAAUAAUAAUAAUAGUAAUAAUAAUAGUAAUAAUAAUAAUAAUAAUCAAAUUCAAAACAAUAAUAAUAAUAAUAAUAAUAAUAAUAAUGUUAAUAAUAAUAUUAUUAAUAAUAAAGAUAAUAAUAUUUUGGUUGCAGAAUCAUUAUUAUUUUUAUUAGAACAAGAAGUUGAAAAAGAAAUAAUAACACAAAAAGAAAAUGACCUUUCUGCCAGAAAAUUAAAACAAAUCCAAGAACAGGAAUAUGUUGAAAGAAUACAACAAGUUUUGGAAUAUAAAAAGGGUCAACAAGAUAUAGAAUAUCAAAAAUUACAACAAAAACAAAUGGAAUUAGAAAAAUGGAAAUCACAAUUAAUAAAUUUUGAAAAGGAAUUAACUUUUAAACAACAAUAUAUAAAUAGUAUAAAUUAUAAUUUACAACAACAACAACACCAACAGCAAAUUAAAGCUCAAAUUCAACCACAACAACAAUUACAACAACAACAACAAAAUAAGUCAAUUAAUUCAAUGUCAUUUUUUAAUUUAUUAAACUCUUUGGCUGAAGAAAGUCCAAUUGCCACUUUGUCAUCAUAA